Messenger RNA from Tachysurus vachellii, 516 nucleotides. RefSeq names its product protein NATD1-like. The record is from RefSeq and is a predicted model, not a curated record. NCBI's taxonomy places the organism in Eukaryota, Metazoa, Chordata, Actinopteri, Siluriformes, Bagridae. The transcript has 3 exons. Bases 77 to 460 code for a protein of 127 amino acids.
GUCUGCUCGCUUCCGUAAACAAGGCUGAAAGCAAGGACAAGUCGGUAACGUCAUGAAUAACACCGAGAAAUGAGCCAUGGGACUACACACAGUGCUCUUUCGAGCACGGACGCUAACCAAAAUCAAAAUAAAUACGUCUCCAUUUUGUGUUUUGAGCAGCGAGACAUACAGAGUGAUUCAUGACAGGAAACAACGUCGCUUUACUGUGAGACUGGACAACGGAGGUAACGUGCAAAACGCGGUGCUGGAGUAUUCACAUGGGACUGACGGGCACGUGCGUUUGUUAUCAACAGAAGUACCUGAGUCUUUCAGAGGUAAAGGGGUAGCUGCGAGUCUGGCCAAGGCUGCACUGGACUUUGUGGUUGAAGAAAAACUAAAAGCAAGCAUAUCUUGUUGGUAUAUUAAGAAAUAUGUUGAAGAAAAUCCUCAACAUGGCUACCAGGUGCACAUUGAAGAGUAAUGUUAUAGGCAGCCAAAUGAUCUACAGUUCUUAUUAAAGAACUUUUCUAACAUUAA